AUGUCUGUACUCACUCGCUGUGCUGGUCGAGUGGAGGUUCUUCACAGAGGUCAGUGGGGAACAGUGUGUGGUGAUGGCUGGGAUUUGGCUGAUGCUGCAGUGGUGUGUAGAGAGCUGGACUGUGGAGAACCUGUAGAUGCUCUGAGUGAUGCUCAUUUUGGAUCAGGAUCAGGACCAAUCUGGAUGAAUUAUGUCAUGUGUACUGGAUCAGAGUCUACACUGAAGGACUGUGGGUCAUUGGGCUGGGGUAAAAGUAGAUGUGAUCAUUCUAAAGAUAAUGGAGUUAUCUGCUCAGAAGUCAGGUUGGUUGGAGAUUCUCGCUGCUCUGGGAGGUUAGAGAUCCUUCAUAAUCAGACGUGGAUGUCAGUGUGUGAUGCUGUCUUUGACCAGCAGGAUGCAGAGGUUGUGUGUAGAGAGCUGGACUGUGGGGCUCCUGUACAGGUGCUGGGAGCAGCUGCUUUUGACAAAGGGGACACUCAGAUGUGGACACAACAGAUUCAGUGCAGAGGAAAUGAGUCUCAGAUUCAUCUCUGUCCAACAUCACUAUCAGUCCAAAGCAGCUGUUUUCAUGAGCACACCAUUUACUUAACGUGUUCUGAGAUAAGGAAUGUGAGGUUGGUUGGUGGUCACAGUCGCUGUGCUGGUCGAGUGGAGGUUCUUCACAGAGGUCAGUGGGGAACAGUGUGUGGUGCUGGCUGGGAUAUGGCUGAUGCUGCAGUGGUGUGUAGAGAGCUGGAUUGUGGAGAACCUGUAGAUGCUUUGUAUGUUGCUCGUUUGGAACCUGGAUCAGGACCGAUGGGUUUACAAGAGAUUCAUUGUACAGGAAAUGAAUCUAAGAUUCACCUCUGUCCAAUGUCACCAUCAAAUGAAAACAACUGUUCUAAUGUUGGACUAGUGUGUGCAGACUUAAUUAAUGUGAGGUUAGUUGGUGGUCACAGUCGCUGUGCUGGUAGAGUGGAGGUUCUUCAUAGAGGUCAGUGGGGAACAGUCUGUGAUAUUGGUUGGGAUAUGGCUGAUGCUGCGGUGGUGUGUAGAGAGCUUGACUGUGGAGAACCUGUCGAUGCUCUGGGUGAUGCUCAUUUUGGACCUGGAUCAGGACCAAUCUGGACAAAUCGCUCAACAUGUAUUGGAUCAGAGUCUACAUUGAAGAAUUGUGGGUCAGUAGAAUGGGGUGUUUAUGAUUGCGAUCAUACUAAAGAUGCGGGAGUCAUCUGCUCAGGCCUCAGGCUGACAAAAAACUCUAGUUGCUCUGGGAGAGUUGAGAUACUUCAUGAUCAGACAUGGAUAUCAGUGUGUGACGCUGUCUUUGACCAGCAGGAUGCAGAGGUUGUGUGUAGAGAGCUGGACUGUGGGGCUCCUGUACAGGUGCUGGGAGCAGCUGCUUUUGACAAAGGAGACACUCAGAUGUGGACACAAGAGAUUCAGUGCAGAGGAAAUGAGUCUCAGAUUCACCUCUGUCCAACAUUACCAUCACAUGAAAACAACAGUUCACAUGACAACUACCAGGGUAUGCUAUGUACUGAUAAAAAAAAUGUGAGGUUAGCUGGUGACAACAGUCGCUGUGCUGGUCGAGUGGAGGUUCUUCAUAGAGGUCAAUGGGGAACAGUGUGUGAUCUUGGUUGGGAUAUGGCUGAAGCUGCAGUGGUGUGUAGAGAGUUGGACUGUGGAGAACCUGUAGAUGCUCUGAGUGAUGCUCAUUUUGGAUCAGGAUCAGGACCAAUCUGGAUGAGUCUUGUGUUAUGUACUGGAUCAGAGUCUACACUGAAGAACUGUGGGUCAUCAGGAUGGAGCAAACAUGAAUGUACUCACAGUUCUGAUUCUGGAGUCAUCUGUGAUAAACCUUCCAGACUUGUUAAUGGAUCUCAUCUAUGCGCUGGGAGAUUAAAGAUAAUGGAUGAUCAGACGUGGAUGUCAGUGUGUGACGCUGUCUUUGACCAGCAGGAUGCAGAGGUUGUGUGUAGAGAGCUGGACUGUGGGGCUCCUGUACAGGUGCUGGGAGCAGCUGCUUUUGACAAAGGAGACGCUCCGAUGUGGACACAAGAAAUUCAGUGCAGAGGAAAUGAAUCUCAGAUUUCAUUUUGUUCAUUAUCAUCAUCAACAAACAGAACUGCAGCAGUGACAACAUUGUGGAACUGGUCUGCUCUAGUUAAGUAUCAAUAUUCAGGGUCUUUUCAUUUUAUUUUUAAAUUAAGCAUUUCUUUGUCAACUGGAUUAUACUUUAUAUUUUCUAUCUUCAGGUUACUUUAUUCAGAUCUCAGACUAAAAAACGGUUCAGAUUCUUGUUCUGGAAGAGUGGAGGUUCAGUUUCUCAAUGAGUGGGGCACAGUGUGUGAUGCAUGCUGGGAUAUAAGAGCCACCAGUGUCCUCUGUAGACAGCUGAAUUGUGGGAUUGCUGUGUCUGUUGUGGGAUCAGACUGGUUUGGAGAGGGUAGUGGUGAAAUCUGGGCUGAUGUGUUUGAUUGUGACGGGAAUGAAACAAAACUCUCAGAAUGUUCCAUCUCUUCAUGGAGUCGAGCUGAAUGUUCUCAUAGACGAGAUGUUGGAGUCAUCUGUCGGGGGUCCAUCAGGAUGGUGGGUUCUGGGGGAGACUGUGCAGGGAGGCUGGAGGUUUUUCACAAUGGCUCAUGGGGGACAGUGUGUGAUGACUCCUGGGAUAUUAAAGAUGCUCAUGUGGUGUGCAGACAGCUGCAGUGUGGAGUGGCCCUCAGUAACCAGCCGGUACCAGCCUGGUUUGGUCCUGGUUCUGGACACAUAUGGCUGGAUGAGGUGGAGUGUGAGGGGAAUGAGACGUCCCUGUGGAGCUGCUCUUCUUCAGGCUGGGGAAAACAUGAUUGUCAACACAAGGAGGAUGUAGGAGUUGUGUGCUCAGGCAAUGUGAGGUUGGUUGGUGGUAUCAGUCCCUGUUCUGGUAGAGUGGAGGUUUUUCAUAAAGGUCAGUGGGGAACGGUGUGUGAUGAUGGCUGGGAUAUGACUGAUGCUGAAGUGGUGUGUAGAGAGCUGGACUGUGAAAAACCUUCACGUGCAGUUGGCGUUGCUCACUUUGGACAAGGAUCAGGAAAAAUCUGGAUGGAUGAAGUAAAGUGUACUGGAUCAGAGACAACACUGAAGAAAUGUAAAACAAAAGGAUGGGGUGACAAUAACUGUGAUCAUAAGGAAGAUGCUGGAGUCUUCUGCAAAGGUCGCCUCCCCAGUCUAGUAAAUGGGUCUCAUCAUUGUGCUGGGAGGUUAGAGAUACUUCAAACAAAGACGUUGAUGUCAGUGUGUGACGCUGUCUUUGACCAGCAGGAUGCAGAGGUUGUGUGUAGAGAGCUGGACUGUGGGGCUCCUGUACAGGUGCUGGGAGCAGCUGCUUUUGGCAAAGGAGAUGCUAAGAUUUGGAAAGAAGAGAUUCAGUGCAGAGGAGACGAAUCACACAUUGAAUUAUGUUCUACAUCCAACUCUUCACAUAAACACUGUUCCCAUGAAAAUGCUGUAGGAUUAAUAUGCUCUGGUUACACUGAUCUCAGGCUGGUAAAUGGUUCAGACUCUUGUUCUGGUCGAGUCGAACGUCAGUACUUCAGUAAAUGGGGCACAGUGUGUGAUGCAUGCUGGGAUAUGAGAGCUGCCAGUGUUCUCUGUAGACAGCUGAAUUGUGGGAUUGCUGUGUCUGUUUUGGGAUCAGACUGGUUUGGAGAGGGAAGUAGUGAAAUCUGGGCUGAUGUGAUUGAUUGUGAUGGGAAUGAAACCAAACUCUCAGAAUGUUCCAUCUCUUCAUGGAGUCGAGCUGAAUGUUCUCAUAGACGAGAUGUUGGAGUCAUCUGCUCUAAUUCCUCUCUGGCUCUUCAUGACGGUCUGGUGCGGUUGUCUGGAGAGAGACAGUGUGAGGGGGAGGUGGAAGUUUUCAUCCAUCAGGUCUGGAGGAGAGUUCUGCUGGACUCCUGGAGUCUCUCUGAAUCCUCUGUGGUCUGCAGACAGCUGGGCUGUGGCUCUGUGCUGAACUUCUACAGCUCCUCUUCAUCCAGUCCUGAACACAGUCAUGAGUGUGUGACGGGCUUCCAGUGCUCUGGGAGUGAAGCUCAUCUGGGGAACUGCAGCUCUCCACAAACUCUCAACUGCAGCUCCACACAACAGCUGUCAAUCACCUGCAUCGGUGAGAAGAACAACAUCUGGACAGAUUCUUCAGUUGUUCGUCGGGGGUCCAUCAGGCUGGUGGGUUCUGGGGGAGACUGUGCAGGGAGGCUGGAGGUUUUUCACAGCGGCUCAUGGGGGACAGUGUGUGAUGACUCCUGGGAUAUUAAAGAUGCUCAUGUGGUGUGCAGACAGCUGCAGUGUGGAGUGGCCCUCAGUAACCAGCAGGUACCAGCCUGGUUUGGUCCUGGUUCUGGACACAUAUGGCUGGAUGAGGUGGAGUGUGAGGGGAAUGAGACGUCCCUGUGGAGCUGCUCUUCUCCAGGCUGGGGAAAACAUGACUGCAUACACAAGGAGGAUGUAGGAGUCGUGUGCUCAGAGUUUAAAGAGAUCAGGUUAACUGAGGGCUGUCAAGGGAAUCUGGAGGUUUUCUACAAUGGAUCCUGGGGUAAUGUGUGCUGGAACCAGAUGGACAGAGACACAGCGAGUCUGAUCUGUCAAGAGCUGAACUGUGGAAGAUCUGGCAGUGAACCCAGUAAUUCAGAGGGACUUAGAUCUACUCCUAAUUGGUUAGAUCUUCUUAUAUGUCGAAAAGAUGACAAAACUUUGUGGCAGUGUCCAUCUUUACCCUGGGGCCAGAACAGCUGUUAUGAAAAUGAGGUGGCCAAUAUCAUUUGCUCUGAGAAAGAGAUUCCUGAGUCUACACAGAGUCGUCCGACAUGUUCAGCAUCUCCUCACCAGAGACAGUGUUCAAACUAUCUUCCUCUCAGACUGAGUGGAGGGGACGGCCGGUGCUCUGGGAGGCUGGAGGUGUAUCAUAACACUGUGUGGGGCUCAGUCUGUGAUGAUCACUGGGACAUCAGCGAUGCUCAGGUGGUCUGCAGGCAGCUGGGUUGUGGAGCAGCACUGAGGGCUGAUAGGAAUUCAGUCUUUGGUGCUGGUGAAGGUGUUGUGUGGAUGAACAAAGUCGAGUGCAGAGGGAAUGAGAUUCACCUAUUUAUCAGAUGUGUCAGUGUCCACUACUCCUGCCACAACAUCGUCAGCUUCUCCUCCAGUUUCUCCUCCAGUGCGCUCCACAUCAGUCUCUCCUCCACAAACUCCUCAACCAGUGUCUUCCCCAGUGCUUGUGAUUGUUCUGGGAGUUGUGCUCUUACUGCUCUUAGUGCCACUGCUUAUACUGAUUCAGCAGAACAGAGUGAUGAGGAGAGGUAG
Carassius gibelio (silver crucian carp) is the source of this 5319-nucleotide messenger RNA. RefSeq names its product deleted in malignant brain tumors 1 protein-like. NCBI's taxonomy places the organism in Eukaryota, Metazoa, Chordata, Actinopteri, Cypriniformes, Cyprinidae. Gene Ontology annotation, cellular component: membrane. The record is from RefSeq and is a predicted model, not a curated record.